CAAAACAGUGCAGGCAUUACAAUAGAUAAUAAACAAGACAAUAUGCACAGUAGAGGGCAGUAGGUCAAUACCCAGAGAGGAAGGUUCUGGAUUCACUGAAGAAGGAUCUUCAAUCCAAAUCGUUAACAAUGCUCCUACAAUUCAGAAACAGAUUCUUCACUUCUGUCUUCCGAUUUCUAAGUAUUCAUUAAACCCAUGCACACUACCCACUACUAUUUUUUAUUUCUUUCUUUAUUUGCAUGUUUAAUAUACAUACUGUAAUUCAGGAUUUUUCUGUAUUAAUCAUGAAUUGCAUUGUACUGCUGCCGCAAAGCUAACAAAUUUCUGACAGUCACGAAUAAUUUGGAUUGGGAUGUUGGGGCGAGAACCCCAAAACGUGACAGCACGGGAGAUGUCAACCAAUCGGGAGGACAGUCUCGGAAUACGCUGAGAGAAAACAGGUAGAUUAAGGGAAGGAAAAUAAUCUGACAUAUUAGAAUGCGUUGCGGAAUAGAAUCCAUGGGGUUUUGAUUUUUUUGUUUUGCAACUUCAUCUUGCUGAAGUUGUUUUCCUACUUGCUGAAAGUGUUUUGCUGGACAAGCCUCCACUCGCUGAGACUCUGAGGAAUGCCAUCGACCAGGGCUACUUCAGAAUCGGGCUCUUGCUCUUCUGGAAAUGCAGACACUUGUGAAGACUGUCUAAAACUCGGACAUCAAUGCGCUUGGUGUUUUCAAGAGGACUUCAAUGUUGAUUUAAAUUCCGGUGGAAGGUGCGGCGCUCUCGACGACCUUUUAGGACGAGGGUGUUCUCUGGAGUUUAUCGAGUUCCCAGUUAGCCACGUUCAUAUUAUAAGAAAUGAGACUUUAAGCUUGAGUCGACAAAAGGGGGACGAGAAAAGGAUACAAAUGUCUCCCCAAAAACUCAUACUUAAUCUGCGACCAGGCAAUCAGGUGACAUUUGGAGUGGAUGUGCGCCAGGCUGAAGAUUAUCCAGUUGACCUCUAUUAUCUAAUGGAUCUUUCUGGCUCUAUGGUUGAUGAUCUAGCCAGAAUUAAAGAACUGGGAUCUUCGUUAUCCAAGGAGAUGGCCAAAUUAACCAGCAACUUUAAACUAGGCUUUGGUGCAUUCGUAGAAAAGCCAGUGUCUCCUUAUAUCAAAACAACUCAGGUUGAUUUAAUUAAUCCCUGCUGGGUUGUGUAUGAUCAAUGCUUGCCUGCAUUCGGUUAUAAGCACUUGCUCUCGCUGACUGAAGACACCAUAAAAUUUAAUGAAGUUGUUCAAAAUCAACAGAUUUCUGCAAAUGUAGAUACACCCGAAGGAGGAUUUGAUGCCAUAUUACAAGCCACUGUGUGCAAGGAAAAAAUCGGUUGGCGAAAUGAUUCCUUGCACUUAUUGGUAUUUGUGAGUGAUGCUGAUACGCACUUUGGAAUGGACAGCAAGUUGGCUGGUAUUGUUGUUCCUCAUGAUGGAAAAUGCCAUUUGGACAGCCAGAACAUAUACGCCAAGACAAGAACAAUGGAAUAUCCAACACUUGGACAGCUGAUAGAAAAGCUCGUCGAAAAUGAUAUCCUGUUAAUAUUUGCUGUGACGCAUGAGCAGUUGAGUAUAUACAAGAAUUAUGCCAAACUUAUACCGGGUGCAACAGUGGAGACUCUCGCAAGUGAUUCUAGAAAUAUCCUUCAGUUGAUAAUUAAAGCAUAUAAGGAGCUACGGUCUGAAGUGGAACUGGAAGUUACUGGGAAUACAGAUGAGGUGCAGUUUGUAUUCACGGCUACCUGCCAAAAUGGCACUGUCUUUCCUGGAGAAAAGAAAUGUUCUCAUCUCUACAUCGGAGAGAAGGUUUCCUUCAAUGUGACUGUUGAGUUGACUGAAUGCUUGAAGGAACCUAAGCAUAUUGUGAUAAAACCUCUAGGAUUCCGAGAUACGCUGGAGAUUGAAGUACGGUCUGCCUGCAGGUGUGGCUGUCAAGCAAAUGCAGAGCACAAUAGUUCACGAUGUAAUGACAGUGGCUCUCAUCAGUGUGGUGUGUGCAUUUGCAAUGCUGGACGAUUUGGUCCUCAUUGUGAAUGUACGGAGGAAAGUAUAAACUUUGGCAUCUGCAAGUAUAGUGCAGAGAACAGUUCCUGCAACGGUCGUGGUGACUGCUACUGUGGGCAGUGUGCCUGUUAUCCAUCUGAAUAUGGGCGGAUAUAUGGUACCUACUGUGAAUGCGAUAACUUCUCCUGUGUUCGAUCUAAAGGGCUUCUGUGUGGAGGGCAUGGAUCAUGUGACUGUGGGGAAUGCCAUUGUGACCAAGGAUGGACGGGUGAAUAUUGUAACUGCACCACAAGCACAGACUUGUGUAUUUCCAAAAAUGGAGUCCUAUGUAGUGGGCGUGGCGAGUGCAUAUGUGGAAAAUGUGUCUGCUCACAUUCCGGAGCCUCUGGAGAUAGAUGUGAAAAGUGCCCAACUUGUUCUGACCCCUGCUCUUCUAAGCGAAGUUGUGUUGAAUGUCACCUUUCUAAGGCGGGUGGAUCAACAGAUGAAUGCGAAGAGAAAUGCCUGCUCGUUGGUUCUACUGUCAAUCAAACAGCAGACUUUGAAGAAAACCAAGCUACCUACUGUACUUUGAAAAGCAGCAAUGACUGUAAAAUGUCAUUUCAUUUACUUAAAUAUGAAAAUGGAGAAUCACUUCUUUUUGACCUUGAACAAUACGAAUGUCCCUUGCCACCAAAUGUUUCUGUGAUAGUUUUGGGAAUUUCUUUGGCUAUCCUUGUUGUUGGAUUGGUUAUUCUCUUUAUCUGGAAAAUGUUUAUAUCCAUUCAUGACCGCAAAGAGGUAGCCAAAUUUGAAGCGGAACGAGCAAAGGCUAAAUGGCAAACGGGCACAAACCCACUUUACAAGGGUUCAAUUUCCACAUUUAAAAAUGUGACCUACAAACAUGAUUAUGAAAAAAUGGAAUUUACUACAUUUAGGAAUUAAUCAUUAAUUUAUUGGAAUAUAGUAAGUUCUACAACAAGGACAAAUGUAUCUUUUUAUUUCUUGUGAUCUCCAGUACAGCUAUAUUUACCUGUUAAACCUGUUUUAGUUGCCUGCCUACCAUGUGUAGGGAUCACAAGAGCAUAUGUAUAUUUUGAAUAUUUUAUGUAUAUUUUGGAGUGCUUGUGAUGAUCAGGAUGUGAAAUCUUGGGGAAAUAUAUUCAUCUUGUGUGAUAAUAUUGGAACUGAUUUAUUAUUGUCGUAUGUACUGAGGUGCAGUGAAAAGCUUGUCUUGCACACUGUUCAUACCGAUCAAGUCGUUUCACAGUGUACUGAGGUAUUACAAGGUAAAACAAUGACAGAAUGCAGAAUAAAGUGUGACAACUGUGGAGAAAGUACAGUGCAGGUAGACAGAUGCAAAUUUCCAAGUAAAUUUAUGAUCAAAGUACAUGUACAAGCCUAAGAUUCAAUUUCUUCCAGGCAUGAUCAAUACAUCCAUAACAGAAUAAUAACCAUAAUAAAAUUAAUAAAGGACCACACCAAUUUGGGCAUCCAACCAGUGUGCAAAAGACAUAGUCAUAGUCAUACUUUAUUGAUCCCGGGGGAAAUUGGUUUUCGUUACAGUAGCACCAUAAAUAAUUAAAUAGUAAUAAAAACAUAAAUAAUUAAAUAGUAAUAUGUAAAUUAUGCCAGGAAAUCCAACUGUGCAAAUAUAAACAGAAAGAAAUAAUAAUAAUUAAGUAAACAAUACAUAUCCAGAAUAUGAGAUGAAGGAUCCUUGAAAAUGUCCAUUGGUUGUGAGAACAUUUCAAUGAUGGGGUAAGUGAAGUUAUCCCCUUUGGCUCAAGAGCCUGAUGGUAGAGGGGUAAUAACUGUUCCUGAACCUGGUGAUGUGAGUCCUGAGGCUCCUGUACCCCUGUCUUGAUGGCAACAGUGAGAAGAGAGCAUGACCUGGGUGGUGGGGAUCUGUGAUGAUGGAUGCUGCUUUCAUCCAGGUGCAAGGUAGAUUGUGAAGUCAGGAGUCCAUCAUUAGGGAACCAUUCAAUAAUCUUCUAACAGUGGUUCAGAAGCUGUCCUUAAGCCUGGUGGUACGAGCUUUCAGGCUUUUGUACAGUUUGCCCAAUGAGAGAGGGAAGAAGAAAAAAUGUCUGAGAUGUGGAUAAUAUAGAGAGAGUGCAGAGGAGAUUCACAAGGAUGUUGCCUGGAUUGGAGGGCGUAACUUAUGAGAAUAGGUUGAGUGUACUUGGCCUUUUCUCCUUGGAGCAACAGAGGAUGAGAGGUGACCUGAUAGAGGUGUAUAAGAUGAUGAGGAGCAUUGAUCAUGUGGCUAGCCAGAGGCUUUUUCCCAGGGUUGAAAUGGCUAACAUGAGGGGGCGUAGUUUUAAGGUGCUUAGAAAUAGGUACCGAGGGGAUGUCAGGAGUUAGGUUUUUCACACAGAGUGGUGGGUGUGUGGAAUGCACUGCCGGUGGCAGUUACAAUAGGGUCUUUUAAGAGCCUCUUAGAUAGGUACAUGGAGCUCAGAAAAAUAGAGGGCUAUGCACUAGGGAAAUUCUAGGCAGUCUCUAGAGUAGGUUACAUGGUCGGCACAACAUUGUGGGCCGAAAGGCCUGUAAUGUGCUGUAGAUUUCUAUGUUGUAUGUGUGAUGUCGUCAAUUAUGCUAGCUGCUUUACUGAGGCAGCAAGAAUUAUAGACAGGUUCCAUGGAGGGGAUCUGGUUUGUGUGAUGCACUGGGCUGUGUCCUUAAGUCACAAGAGUUUCUUGCAGUCAUGGGCAGAACAAUUGCUACUACCAAGCCAGGAUCAAUCUAGAUAAGAUGCUUUCUAUGAUGAAUUUUAAAAAAUUGUCAAGGGCUGAUGGUGACACCAAAUUUCUAGAACCACUGGUGAGUUUUCUUGAUAGCGGUAUCUACAGGGUUGAACCAGGGCAGGCUGUUGGUGAUGUCCACUCCUAGGGAGUCAAGGCUCUCAAUCCUCUCGACCUCAGUCCUGUUGAUAUAAACAGGAACAUGUGCAACAGAUUGUCCAUUUAUUGUCUCAGCACUUACAUUCACUUAAUGCAACGAAGUGAUUGAGGCAGAUACAAUCAUCACCAUCAUUAUGUGUCGUGCCGUUUAACCUGGGCGAUAUCAUGGUCCCGUGACCAUGACUGCUCUUGGCAAGUUUCUCUAAAGAAGUGGUUUGCCAUUGCCUUCUUCUGGACAGUGUGUUUACGAGACAGGUGACUCCAGCCAUUAUCAAUACUCUUCAGAGAUUGCCUAGCAUCAGUGGCCAUAUAAUCAAUACUUGUGAUGUGCACCGUCUGCUCAUACGACCGUUCACCACCUGCUCCCAUGGCUUCACAUGGCCCUGAUUGGAGGGGCAAAGGGACUACACCUUGCCCAAAUGUGAUUUACAGUCUAUCAGAGGGAAGGAAUACCUUACAAAAUCUAAAAGACACUUGGACACGUACAGGUAGGAACAGCUCAGGUGGAUAUGGACCAAAGAGAGGCAAAUGUUACCCACUUAAAUGGGCAUCUCCAUUUGCAUGGACAGGCUUUAAGUUCAGUUAAAUCCUCUAGUGCCUUCUCUUUAUUAUAAUAUGUUACAUCAAAUAUUGGUUUCCUGAUAUUUCUGAUUAAUUGAUAGUUUCCUCAGUACAAUUGCUUAACAGUUAUUUCCUUAUACUUUGUACUUUUAUACUUUAUUGUCGCCAAACAAUUGAUACUAGAGUGUACAAUCAUCACAGCGAUAUUUGAUACUGCUCUUCGUGCUCCCUGGAGUACAAGUCAAUAGUAAAUAUUAAAAACUUAAAUUAUAAAUCAUAAAUAGAAAAGGGAAAGUAAGGUAGUGCAAAAAAACCAAGAGGCGGGUCCAGAUAUUUGUCCUCCAAUAUUAAUCCGACUAAAAAUGCUUCAUAUAAACUGCAGGAGCCAUGUAUCUAUUUUCUAUUUUGUCUUGCGUGCUUGUUAUGGCUCAUGGUAAUUUGUCACACGGGUUGGGUAUGUGGUGGAAGCUAAUGAGUAUAGUUACGUAUUCACACUUUGUCUUAGUUUAGUUUAGUUGAGAGGGAGUGAGCCGGGGGUGAUAUUUUCUUGUUGACUGCGUAGUUACGCUUAAUUAUGCUAAUUUGAAUGCUAAUUACUCAUUUCAUUACAUUGCUAUUUUAGUUUCGUUAGUUUUUUUUAAUCACUAUAAGAUCAUUCAUCUUUGCUGGUUUCAAAAUAAAGGAAUGAAUGUAUAUUUUUGGACUUCAAACUCAGAAGCGCAAUUCCCAUACUCAGUCUCUCAGCAGUUUUGGUUUGCUUUUCAAGUAACCACUACAUAAAGUACAUGUAAUGCAACCUACAGCUAAUUUAUUACACAACAUCUAAAAUGCAAGCUACUCGCCCUUGUGUGGUCCCUUAGAUUUGAUCCUUUCUUCAGUUUUAGCUCUUCUAGUACUGGUAAAUAAUACAAUAACUGUCAAAUUAAUGUGGAAGAAUAUGUUUUAUGUAAUGUUCCAAUGUUCUGGCCAGUAUUUGUGCUAAUUAUCAAGUCAUUGUGAUAUGUCUGUUUGUGGGAGCUAAUUUGGGUAAUUUGUCUUUCAAGUUUCUUUUUAUAUAUUAUGAAAGUAAUUUCACUUCUUAAAAAAAAAGUUUAGGAUAACCCAAGUUUUAUAGACACUCUUUGACUUCAUUCUGGAGGGGAAUUCAUUGAUGAAGCCACUGAGAAUGACUGAAUCAAGAAUGUAGCCCUGCCAUCCUUUCUUCUACAAGGUAUGGCCCUAAUCAGCUGGGAGCCAAUCUGUUUGCCCCUGCUUCCUAAAGUCUUCUGUAUCGCUUGGGUUUCCUGAUGCCAAGCUCUCUCCAGAAUCAGUUCUCCUAUCCUUAUUGGACAAUAAGGUCAUGAACCAAAUCCAUGGCAUUGGUGAGCAGAUACUCUGUCUGGUCAUAGACAGCAACAAAGUGAAGAGACGAUGGAUGCGUCCGCUUUUUUGUGGAUAGCACCUGCUUUAGUAAUUUUCCAUCUUAAGAAGCAGACAUCUUUUUUUUUGGAUGGUUUAGUAUUAUAUAGUUGUAUGGUGGGGUGGAGAUGUGUCUCUACCAAAGAAGGUAUAAGGCACUCCUUCCCUCCUCUAGCCUACGGGUCACGCGUGGGCGAGGUGUAGCACCUGCUUAGCCCCCGAUCAGGAUCACGUGAAGCCACGGGAGCAGGUGGUGGAUGGUCGUAUGAGCAGCUGGUGCACAUCACAAGACCUGGUUAUGCAACCACUGAUGCCAGGCGGACAAUCUCUGAAGUGUACUGAUAAUGGCUGGAGUCCCCUGUCUUGUAAAGACACUGCCCAGAAGAAGGCAAUGGCAAAUCACUUCUGUAGAAAAAUUUGCCAAGAAUAAUCACGAUCAUGGAAAGACUGUGAUCACCUACGUCAUAUGACAUGGCACAUAAUGAGCAAACGAGUACUAUCUAUAUUGUACUGCUUCCAUUGUUUCAGCUAAUUAAAAUGCAUGGAGUCUUUGUUGUGUUUUUCUCCUGAUUGGCAGCCUACCUUAUGUGCUGCUGGCAGUUGUUUCCUGUUUAGCGGCAUGAUAGUGACAGAAAUAAGACUUUUGGAAGCUGUUUCUUCUACAAAUGGAAGCUCUGAUGUGAGCCAUCGGCAAUUUCAUGAUGUUGGAUUACAUCUACACCGCUUGAGGUGAUCAUCUGUGUGACGAUGCUGUUGGUUCCAUUCAGAGCCCUUUUUUAUUUGCAAGAUGGCACCAAGCUGUGACCUCAGUCGCAGCUCAUAUUUGGUUGUUUUUUUUUCAUUGCUUUCUAGGUUCAUAAGGAUGGCCUUGGGGACCGAGAGCAGUGUUGGGGGUCAGGUUAGUGUUUAGGGACAUGGAUGUGAGUGAAUUAGAGACCAUUCCGGAGUCUCCACUUUCCAAGGCCAGUGACAUAGACGUAGACAUCGAUGGUUGGAUGUCUGGUCGAUAGAAAGUGAACGAGGGGCUACCAAUUCAGUAAGUUGUCUGGAGUCAGAAUUCUACUUGGGAGGAGGAAUGUGUUCCAAUGAUCCGCCAGGUUUGCAAAGCGGCGAGACUGGAGUUUGUAGCCUCAUGUUGGAGGACCAUCAUCGGCGAGUCCAGAGUUCGAAGCUUAGUGUUCAGUGAUUGGCGUGUUCUGUGAUCGAUGCCAAGUAUCAAGGCCCAGGGGUCAAAUCGGAAAUCCAGAAGUCGAGGCCCAUUGGCUGGAGCUGAGCUGGCGAAGUCAGAACCCAGUGUCUGCGGGUCAGAGUCCACUGGGGGCUUGUCCUGAGGUUAAAGGACUGUGUAUGUGGGUGGGAGGGAGAAAUGGGGUUUCUUUUGUUGCUUGUUGUAUUGUGUUUUGUGUCUGUGCUGUGGGUGCUGGUUGUUAAGGCAAACAACAUAUUCCCCUGUAGGUAUGUUCUUGUGUACACAUAUUAAAUAAACUUUAGUCUUGAGACUUGAACCUUCUACAAAGAAGUACAUCCAUGUUUUCUCGGCAAUACACCUAACAGUGAUUUCAACGCUACUUCCUUUUACAGCAUACCAACUCUAGCUUUGGAAAGACUCCGGCCACAUUUGAAUGUAGAUUUUUUUUUAAAUUUCCCCAUUCAACUUCCAUUAUAUUGUCUGAAUAUUUACCAUGAGAGCUCUUGAAUAUUCUGCUCAAAAUAUCACAGUCCAGAUGGAGAUUUGAUAAAGAUUUACAAAAUUAUGAGGGAUAUAGAGAGGGUAAAUGCAAGCAGGCUUUUCCCACUGAGGUUGGGUGCAAAAACAACCAGAGGUCAAGGGUUAAGGGUGAAGGGUGAAAAGUUUAAUAGGAACAUGAGGGGAAACUUCUUCAUUCAGAGGGUCAUGAGAGUGUGGAAUGAGCUGUCUGCACAAGUGGUGCAUGCAAACUGGAUUUCACGUUUAAGUGAAGUUUGGAUAUAUACUUGGUUGAUGGGAGAAGGCAGCUUAAAUGGUUUCAGCGUGGACUAGAUGGGCUGAAAUGCCUGUUUCUGUGCUGUACUUCUCUCUGACCCUAUGACACUAUACUUGAAGAACUUCUGUGUGUUUCACCUAUAAUGCAUAUAGCCCUCUUGUUAGUGUUAGUUUACCGAAUAAUGCAGCUAUUCGUCCGUUUGAUGUCAUGGUCUACGUAGACCAAUCACUUAACAGGGCAACACACACAAAAUGCUGCAGAAACGCAGUAGGCCAGGCAGCAUCUAUGGAAAAAGGUACAGUUGACUUUUCGAGCCAAAACUCUUUAACAGGAUUGGAGGAAAAAUG
Molecule: messenger RNA, 9170 nt
Organism: Mobula hypostoma (lesser devil ray)
Lineage: Eukaryota; Metazoa; Chordata; Chondrichthyes; Myliobatiformes; Myliobatidae
Gene: itgb6
Product: integrin, beta 6
Exons: 15
Coding region: 606-2939 (777 amino acids)
Biological process (GO): cell adhesion mediated by integrin; cell migration; integrin-mediated signaling pathway
Cellular component (GO): cell surface; integrin alphav-beta6 complex; focal adhesion
Molecular function (GO): integrin binding
Source: RefSeq, a predicted model, not a curated record